AGAAAACAUAAAUACUUCUCAAUUCAAACAUUCAAUUAAAGUGGAAGCAAAGUGGAAGCAAAAUUACAGCACUUUUUUCCAUUUCAAUCGCAAUUCCAAUUACCAUACACAAUAACUCUCUAACAACGCCCAAUUCAUUCCAUAAAAUGGCCUCUACUUCCAAAGAACCCAUCGACUCAUCAACUACUAGAGUUGUUCCCCAGAAUCACUCUUCUUCUGUAUCCCAUAAAAAUAUAAAGUCCCUAUUGUUGAAUGUUUCCUGUCUCUUGAUCUCUUCAUAUGGUUUAAUCUUCAUCACAAAAUUGCAAUUGCCCUCCAACUUGUCCAACGCUGGUCAUAAACAGUUUCUCACAAACAUUUCCUGCGUGCUAACAAUCAUAAACUACUUAUUUGCAAUUGUUUCUCAGUUGCUCAAUUCUCCAUCCUUGUAUUCUUUCAAAAAUAAUUAUGUCCAUUCAAUUGCUUUGAUAUUGGAGUCUAUUGUUUUUAUCAUCUACUGGCCUUUAAAACUUUUUUUCAUCCAUUUAAUUGCUUAUAAAAGAGACGUUGAUCUUACUGAUCUUGGUGAAAUUGAUAUUGAAACCACAAUCCCAGAUGGUGGAUUAAGCUCUCUUCCCUUCUCUAUUGAUUUUUCUAUUCAUUUUGUUCCUUAUGUCUCUUUAUUAAUCGACUAUAUGUUUUUCCUGCCAAAUUUCACAAUCUCAAACUCAAAGGUCUUCUUUAUUACUUUCUCUUUAUCUGUUUCCUAUUGGUUUUGGUUAGACUAUUUAAUUGACCCAUCUAAUGGUGAUUCAUAUCCUUAUCCAUUUUUGAAUUUCAGUACCUCAUCAAGAUUAAUCAUAUUUUUUAUUGUUUCUGUAGUCGCCUUGGGCUCUUUUCUACUUCAUAAAAAAAUUCAUUCACUUAUAGUUGAAAAGAGAUCUCUGUCAAAAUCAUUAUAAUUCCAGAAUUUCAUAAUAUUUUAAAGAUUGCCUAUAGGCUUAUAAAUUAAAUUAUUAAAACAUAAAAUAAUAUCUUCAGAACAGCUAAAGUAUUAUAUAAAU
Messenger RNA from Ascoidea rubescens DSM 1968, 1043 nucleotides. RefSeq lists its product as uncharacterized. The record is from RefSeq and is a predicted model, not a curated record. Gene Ontology annotation, cellular component: endomembrane system; membrane. Bases 147 to 941 code for a protein of 264 amino acids. The transcript has a single exon. Lineage: Eukaryota; Fungi; Ascomycota; Saccharomycetes; Ascoideales; Ascoideaceae.